GGAGGCCGUUCAGACUCGAUUCAUAGGACUAAGGAGCCGCAAUCCCGCACUCCGGCGCGCCGAUCUACAGUACCUUACGCAGUGUAACACGGGAUACUACAUUACUCAAGUCAGGCGAUUGUGGCGCCACCGAGCGCCUUUGCUUCCGGACACCAGCGAAUGAACUGAAACCGGUUGCCAGUUUUCGUCGGUUGUCGAGAUGCCUUUGUCGGGGUCCACUGCCGGUUGACAAAUUGAGUCGGGGACCCGCAGAUUAGCGCAAUGGCGUGCUGGUGCACGGUUCACAAAGCACACAAAGCGCUCCUUUCUAAGCCCCUGUCUUUUACGGUUUCCUCACCACCAGGACUUCUCUCUCAAGUCUCAACAGUGGGGGUUUCCGGCUGUCAGCUUUCAUUCACUCACUUAUUCUCUCACCGUACCCGUCAUGGCCUCCAGUAGACUCCUCACCACCCAGGCGGUUAGCGCUGCGGCAGCCGCCAGACACUCAUUCAACAAACAGGCGCCCGCCGCAUAUCGGACGUUUGCCUCCGUCUCAGAUGUCCCAGUCAGCCCAGCGCGCAAUCACAAAGUGGUCGUUGUGGGCGGAGGGUCGGCCGGCUUAACCAUCAGCCACCAGCUCCUGCGGACAGGCAAGUUCUCCCAAGACGACAUCGCCAUCGUCGACCCAGCAGAAUUCCACCACUACCAACCGGGCUGGACACUUGUGGGCGGCGGCCUGAAGAACAAAGAUGAGCUGAAGCGCCCGCUCUCGUCACUGGUCGACCCCAAACUCAAACUGUAUCCCGACUCUCUCGCCACCUUCUCUCCCCAGGACAACAGCGUCACCCUCGGCAGCGGGGCCAAGCUGACCUACGAGCAGCUGGUCGUGGCGCCGGGGAUCAAGGUCGACCUCUCCAGCAUCAAGGGCUUGCCAGAGGCAGCGGCCAACCCGGAGUCCAAUGUAUCGUCCAUCUACACUUUCGAGACGGUCGACAAGGUCUUCAAGACGAUCCAGCGCCUGCGCGGGGGACAGGCCAUCUUCACGCAGCCGGCCGGUGUGAUCAAGUGCGCGGGUGCGCCGCAGAAGGUCAUGUGGCUCGCGCUGGACCACUGGAAGCGCGCCGGUCUGUACCAGGCCAAGAGCGAGAGCUCGGCGGUCAAGAUCGCCUUCGCGACCGGCCUGCCGGCGAUGUUCGGCGUGCCCAAGUACAGCGCCGCGCUGGAGGCUCUGCGGCAGGAGCGCGGCGUGGAGGGCCUGUUCACGCACGACUUGGUCGAGGUCGACGGCAACACGGCCGUGUUUGCGCGCCCCGACGGGAAGGAGCAGGUCAGGAGGACGUUCGACCUGCUGCACGUGGUGCCCAAGAUGGGCCCGCACGCGUUCGUCAAGAACAGCCCUCUCGCGAACGAGGCCGGAUACGUGGAUGUCGAUGAUGCGACGCUGCGGCACAAGAAGUAUGGGAAUGUGUGGUCGGCGGGCGAUGCUAGCAGCUUGCCCACGUCCAAGACGGCAGCGGCGAUCACGUCUGAGGCGCCCGUGCUCGUGAAGAAUCUGAUGCGGGUGAUGGAGGGCAACGAGAAGGUGGAGGCUGGGUAUGACGGGUAUACUUCCUGCCCGCUGCUGACCGAGUAUGGGAAGGUGAUGCUGGCCGAGUUCAAGUACGGCGGCGUACCGAAGGAGACUUUCAACGUGAUCGGGUGGGACCAGGCGACGCCGAGACGCGCCUUCUAUCACUUGAAGAAGGACUUCUUUCCCUGGGUGUACUAUAAGUCGAUGGUCAAGGGCACCUGGGGCGGGCCCAAUGGGUGGAUCAACUAAAUUUCGAAAGAGGGAUCGGGCAUCCCAGUCUUCAAAGCCUUCCAUUCCCAAAGCAGUCUUCGUUGUGAAGCUCCCUUUGAUGCGUUCGUUACGGCCUGGUGAUCAAGCGCCUCGUACGUUCGAAGUUGUCAUC
Chaetomium strumarium is the source of this 1931-nucleotide messenger RNA. RefSeq lists its product as uncharacterized. The transcript has a single exon. Gene Ontology annotation, cellular component: mitochondrion. Lineage: Eukaryota; Fungi; Ascomycota; Sordariomycetes; Sordariales; Chaetomiaceae. Bases 425 to 1798 code for a protein of 457 amino acids. Gene Ontology annotation, molecular function: FAD binding; sulfide:quinone oxidoreductase activity. The record is from RefSeq and is a predicted model, not a curated record.